Echinococcus granulosus is the source of this 378-nucleotide messenger RNA. RefSeq lists its product as hypothetical. The record is from RefSeq and is a predicted model, not a curated record. The coding region runs from base 1 to 378 and encodes 125 amino acids. NCBI's taxonomy places the organism in Eukaryota, Metazoa, Platyhelminthes, Cestoda, Cyclophyllidea, Taeniidae. The transcript has a single exon.
AUGCCUUCAAAACAGUGUCUUUACUCCGUCGGCCUUUUAUGUGGCUGCAGAAGCGUAAAGACGAUGAAAUCUACUCCCGUACCUCGCCUAUAUCCACACAUACGUUACCAGUUGGUUAACAUUGGACGCUGUGAAGUGGUUCCGAAUCAGGUCUCACUUCAAUCACUGGUUGCCUUCAUGUCGAAUACGAGAGUGGACCCACCACCAUUGGUAGAUGUAAUACCAUUAGCCAUUCUGUUGUGGGUCCCUGAAGAACUCAUGUAUUUGAUACCUGGAUGCCCUAACGCUACCACCAAUGCAGUAUUCUGCGCCCCACCUGGGGGCAUAAUAAGGCAGAAGGGCACAUGUAUUGAUGAUAUUGCUAUUGCUGCAUUUUGA